CUCCCCGCCGGGAGCGCGCGCCUCCCGCUCUAGCGCCGGGUCCCGCCGGGUCUCUCACAGUGACAAGCUCCCCGGAGCUCCUUCCACGGCCGUCGCCUCGGCCGCGGCUUCCCAGCCCGGCGGCUCAGCCUAGGCCCCUCCGCGCCGCGUCGCAGGCCUCCUCCCCUCGUUCUGCCACUCCCCCCUCCCUUUCCCGCCCUUCUCUCCCACCGGGUCGGCGGGGAGAGCGCCGAGACGAAGCAGGCGGGCUUGAGGAAGGGGCUUGGAAAGAUGGAGGUGCCGCGCCUGGAUCAUGCCCUCAACAGCCCUACCAGCCCCUGUGAGGAGGUGAUCAAAAACCUCAGCCUGGAGGCCAUUCAGCUGUGCGACCGGGACGGAAACAAAUCACAAGACAGUGGCAUAGCAGAGAUGGAAGAACUUCCGGUACCACAUAACAUAAAGAUAAGCAACAUUACCUGUGACUCAUUCAAGAUUUCAUGGGAAAUGGACUCAAAAUCAAAGGACCGUAUUACACACUAUUUCAUUGACCUCAACAAAAAAGAGAACAAGAAUUCUAACAAAUUUAAACAUAAGGAUGUUCCAACAAAACUGGUGGCAAAAGCUGUUCCCUUGCCUAUGACCGUCCGUGGACACUGGUUUUUGAGCCCAAGAACUGAGUAUACCGUAGCAGUACAGACUGCCUCAAAACAAGUUGAUGGUGAUUAUGUUGUAUCUGAAUGGAGUGAAAUUAUAGAAUUCUGCACAGCAGACUAUUCAAAAGUUCAUCUAACACAACUGUUGGAGAAGGCUGAAGUCAUUGCGGGACGUAUGCUUAAAUUCUCUGUUUUUUAUCGUAACCAGCACAAAGACUAUUUUGACUAUGUUCGAGAGCAUCAUGGGAAUGCUAUGCAGCCCUCUGUCAAGGAUAACAGUGGUAGCCAUGGCUCUCCCAUCAGUGGAAAAUUAGAAGGCAUCUUCUUCAGCUGCAGCACUGAAUUCAAUACUGGAAAACCACCCCAGGAUUCACCUUAUGGAAGAUACAGGUUUGAAAUUGCAGCAGAGAAACUUUUUAACCCCAAUACUAACUUAUACUUUGGAGACUUCUACUGUAUGUACACCGCUUAUCAUUAUGUGAUCCUUGUCAUUGCCCCUGAGGGGUCACCAGGAGAUGAAUUCUGUAAGCAGCGCCUUCCUCAGCUCAGUUCCAAGGAUAAUAAGUUUUUGACCUGCACAGAAGAAGACGGGGUGCUGGUUUACCAUCACGCCCAGGAUGUCAUUUUAGAAGUCAUUUACACUGACCCUGUGGAUCUUUCUCUGGGCACCGUGGCAGAAAUCACUGGUCAUCAGCUCAUGAGUUUGUCUACUGCGAAUGCAAAGAAAGAUCCCAGCUGCAAAACUUGUAAUAUCAGUGUUGGACGUUAAUGCCCACUUUCUUACUAAGCCCCUUCCCUUCCCUUGAGAGCAUUGACCCUCUGUUGCCCAUUUCCAUGACCAGAUGUUUUCCACUGAAGCAUGCACAUGCCGCUGUCACCAAAAUCAGACUGCCAUAUUUCAAAUUUCAUCCAGAAUCGUCGUAGUGUUUCCUAUUCCCUACGCUUCCACUUUUGAUGAUGAAGUAUCCUACGUUCUCCUUCUGACACUUUAUUGCCUAGAUGCUGCAAAGUUUUUAUUUUUUUUCUUUUAUGCCAAACAUAACAAAACAAUUCUAUAUAGACCGCUUUAGCAAAAUAUCAAAUAAUGGCUUAUAAAUGGUGUUUAAAUAUGCAUUCAUUUUAAUCUACUGAACAAAUACUGGGAUAACUCCAAACCGCAUGAAUGGGUGUAAUUGCAGCAUGAGUUAAACCUUGAGACCUAGAAUUGUCAGCACUUCCAACUUGUUGUUUGACAGUGUUAUUUAUGUUAUUUAUAUUAGCUAACAGGAAACAACUACUGUGUUUCAACAUAAUAAAUAUAAUAGAAAAAUAUUUUAUUUGUAUUGUUGUAUAAAAUAUUUACAGUCAUAGAAUAUAUAGAGUGUUACAUUUUAAUAGCAAUUGUAUACAUGUCACGAAACCAUAUCCCUUAUCAAAGAUUUAGUUUGUAAACCUCAAAUAGUUGUGUAUUCUGUCCUGUUACAAGUAGGUGAUUUUGAUUAAACACAUUUAUGAAGGACAUUAUUCUGAUUCAUAAAAGUUACAAAAUGUCAGGUAAAUACAGAGAAAACAAUAAGCCCCUGAAAUAGUAUUCUUCCCACUCAAACUAUAUGAAAACGUUAAUUUCUUCAACAUCAUGCUUAAACAUACCAGAAAACAGAGAUACAAAAACAUGAUUGCUACAUGACAGAAAAUGUGGAUCUUUUUACUUGUUUUCACAAAAAAGAAAAAUAAUAAACAGGUGCUUUCAUACAAACUGACAGAAAACAUUAUAUGCUAAAGAAGAUGACGCAAAUAAAAUACUCUGCCUUAUUUUCUAAGAUAGCUCAUUUUCAAACUUUUGUGUUCAGAAACAAGAAUAAUUACAGCUUGUGAGAAGGCUUUUUUUUAACAAACUAUAGAUCUUGGAACAUUAAGAAAAAAUGCAUGUUCCCAAUGGAAAAAUAGUUCUAGGAUCUCAGAUAUAGUAAACAAAAAGAUUAAGCAAUCUUAACUGUGAUCACAUUAGGUAAUAUGUUACAGACACAUAGCUAUCCAAAAUAACCUAUUUCCAAAUUUUAAUGCAGUCUCUUAAUAUAAACAUCUGUCAAUUAUAGACAAAGAUAGUAAUUCACAAAGUACAUGCUAUCUGAAUGAACUUUGGUAGUCAGAAAUGUAAAAUUUCGAAUAACAGAUAAAAUAAUGUGCUAUUUUUUUAUAGAGAAAUAAAAAACUAGCGGUGACACAUUCUAGUAUAUUUUAGGGUUACUGAAAGCCUCAUAGACUUAAAGAACAAUGUCAGAGAUUUAUAAAAAUCUAUUAGAAGCAUCAAAUAAGUUACUCUCUUAACUAUCUGCAUCCCUUUGCAAAUGAACAGUAGCCAGAUUUCUUUCCCACUGACUAUAUUUUUUCACUUAUCAAUAUAAGCAAUCUUUAAACACUAAAUAGACUUUUUCCUAACAA
This is a messenger RNA of Elephantulus edwardii (Cape elephant shrew), 3053 nucleotides long. RefSeq names its product phytanoyl-CoA 2-hydroxylase interacting protein-like (gene PHYHIPL). The coding region runs from base 271 to 1401 and encodes 376 amino acids. Gene Ontology annotation, molecular function: protein binding. The record is from RefSeq and is a predicted model, not a curated record. Gene Ontology annotation, cellular component: cytoplasm. The transcript is spliced from 5 exons. Lineage: Eukaryota; Metazoa; Chordata; Mammalia; Macroscelidea; Macroscelididae.